Molecule: messenger RNA, 1083 nt
Organism: Paracoccidioides brasiliensis Pb18
Product: pantoate-beta-alanine ligase
Exons: 1
Coding region: 1-1083 (360 amino acids)
Biological process (GO): pantothenate biosynthetic process
Molecular function (GO): pantoate-beta-alanine ligase activity
Source: RefSeq, a predicted model, not a curated record
AUGCCGUCAUGGUUAUCCAACAACUCCAAUGGUACCCCGAACACCAGAGAUGCUCCCUUCUCCGUGUUCCGUGACGCACCAGCGCUCCGCCAAUACAGAAAGCAACUCCUUCUUUCGAAUAGAACCGUUGGUUUGGUUCCUACUAUGGGUGCCUUGCAUGAUGGCCAUCUAUCUCUAAUCCGCCAAGCAGCCGGUGAAAAUACGGACGUGUUCGUUAGUAUUUUCGUUAAUCCGACCCAAUUCGGGGUGAAUGAGGACCUGGACAAAUACCCAAGGACUUGGGAGGCAGACCUUCAGAAAUUAGAAGAGCUAGACAACGAGCUGGCUCGCGCGGCUUCCCAGGCUGGGGGAAUCACAGAGGCCGGUUCAUCCCCAGGCCGUAUCUCUGCAAUUUUUGCCCCAACGAACAAAGUCAUGUAUCCGACGCUUCCGCCCACCUCUGAACUGGAUGGAUAUGGUUCGUUCGUUACCAUCACCCCUCUAGCAAAUCUUCUAGAAGGGGCUUCCCGCCCGGUCUUUUUUCGCGGAGUGGCCACUGUCUGCAUGAAGCUGUUCAACAUCGUGACGCCCGAUCGAGUCUACUUUGGCCAAAAGGAUGUGCAACAGACGGUUGUGAUCAAGCGGAUGGUGAAAGAUCUGCACGUUGGGACUGAUGUGAGGUUAGGGCCUACGAUACGGGAGGAGAGCGGUUUGGCAAUGAGCUCACGAAAUGUUAAUCUGGGCACUAGACGACGCAGGGUUGGACUUGUCCUGUAUAAAGCGCUCAAGGAAGCGGAGAAGGCAUAUUUGUCGGGCAAGAGGGGACGGAAAGAGAUUUUAGGACCCGCAAAUCAACUGAUAGCGUCCAUUGCUCGCGAACAGGAAGCCCUACCACCUUCUGAGCGUGCAAGAUUCGAACUCGAUUAUAUUUCGCUCUCGGAUGUGGAUUCACUUGAAGAAUUGGAGACAGUUGAUGAGUCGAAAGGCGCCGUCUUGAGCGGUGCUGUGAAGAUGCUCCCGAUAGAGAGCCCCCAACCUGGCGAAGAUUGUGGAAAGACUGGUGGUGAUAUCCCGGUGAGGUUAAUUGAUAAUAUCAUCAUUUAA